This is a messenger RNA of Punica granatum (pomegranate), 1168 nucleotides long. The record is from RefSeq and is a predicted model, not a curated record. NCBI's taxonomy places the organism in Eukaryota, Viridiplantae, Streptophyta, Magnoliopsida, Myrtales, Lythraceae.
CCAAGCUUUCCUUUCCUUUCUCGGACGGGAACUGACAAUGCAGAGAGCUCCACGAAAGAGGAAGCUCCUCCGGUCACCGCCGAGCUCGGCCUCCUCGGAGAAAUCGGUCAAAGUCAAACCCGCCAACUGCACGAAUGCAGCUCCCUGCAACGCAGAGCCCUACCCGGACAACACGCGGCCCAGCUCGGCGGAGUGCCGGGCAGUCCGGGACGACCUCCUAGCCCUCCAUGGUUUCCCCCCGGAGUUUGCCAAGUACCGCAGGUGGAGGCAGCUCAAUGGGGUCCAGUGUGGUGUCAAAUCGGAGCAGUUAGACGACGACGACAAUGGCGAUGGGGAUGAGGAUGAUGAGAGUGUGUUAGAUGGGCUGGUGAAGAUUGUCCUGUCGCAGAACACCACCGAUGUCAACUCCCAGAGGGCUUUUGCUUCACUGAAAUCAAGCUUCCCCACAUGGGAAAAUGUUCUUGCUGCUGAACCGAGAUGUAUAGAAGACGCCAUAAGAUGUGGGGGGUUAGCUCCGACAAAAGCUUCUUGCAUCAAGAACAUACUGACUUCCUUGCUCGAGAAGAGGGGCAAAUUAUGCUUGGAGUACUUGCGGGACUUGUCGGUUGAUGAAAUUAAGGCUGAGCUGUCUAACUUCAAAGGGAUUGGUCCCAAGACGGUAGCUUGUGUCUUGAUGUUUAAUCUCCAGCAAGACGAUUUCCCAGUUGACACCCAUGUGUUCGAGAUCGCAAAGAGGAUGGGUUGGGUUCCGUCGGGGGCUGAUAGAAACAAGACAUAUCUGCAUCUUAAUCGACGGAUCCCAGAUGAACUUAAAUUCGACCUGAACUGCCUCCUGUUCACCCAUGGAAAACUCUGCUUUGAGUGCAGUAAAAGAAAGGAGAAACCCCGGAGGAAGGAAUCCCUUCCCAUCAGUUGUCCUCUGUUGAACUACUGUGAGACUUCCGAGCAAGACGCGUUCAAUGAAUCGACGUGAUAGUUUCUGGUCUCUGGCAUCGGCUUAGCCUCUUUGAUGCAUAAUAUUUUGGAUUGGUAGAAAAAAUCAUGUAUCUUAAGGAUGUCCUUGCUGGCUAAUAUUCUGAUGCUUUCUGGGACAACAAGCAAAAGCUGUCUGUUUUAGCACAUUUCGGAGAAAGUGAUGACGAAAAUGAUAUUUCAAGAUGGAAACUUA